This is a messenger RNA of Condylura cristata (star-nosed mole), 2247 nucleotides long. It is a transcript of the gene SACK1C, whose product is annotated as family with sequence similarity 83, member C. Gene Ontology annotation, biological process: epidermal growth factor receptor signaling pathway. The record is from RefSeq and is a predicted model, not a curated record. The transcript has 4 exons. Lineage: Eukaryota; Metazoa; Chordata; Mammalia; Eulipotyphla; Talpidae. The coding region runs from base 1 to 2247 and encodes 748 amino acids.
AUGUUUGCAGGCCUAGGGCCUGGGGGCCUGGGGGCCCAGGGCAUGGCCGGGUCCCUGCGGGGCAGGGUGGAGGAGCUCAAACGGCCAUGGUGGCGGGAAAGCUCUCCACUUGUGCUGCAGCACAGUGAAGCGGCUAGGCUGGCAGCUGAUGCCCUCCUGGAGCGGGGUGAGGCUGCCUACCUGCGUGUCAUCUCUGAGGAGCGGGAGCUGCCUUUCCUGAGUGCCUUGGAUAUGGACUACAUGAUCAGUCAUGUACGUGGAGGCCCUGAGUUGGGCGAGAGCCAGGGGCCAGAGGCUUCAGGGCCAGAUCAUCUCAGCCUGCUCUCUGAAGUCACCUCGGGGACUUACUUCCCCAUGGCCUCAGACAUAGACCCCCCGGACCUGGACUUGGGCUGGCCUGAGGUUCCACAGGCCACUGGCUUCAGCCCCACCCAAGCUGUGGUCCACUUUCAGCGGGACAAAGCCAAGAACAUCAAAGACCUCCUGCGUUUCCUCUUCAGCCAGGCACGCACGGUGGUGGCUGUGGUGAUGGAUGUGUUCACUGACAUGGAUCUUCUGUGUGACCUCAUGGAGGCUUCGAGCCGGCGUGGUGUCCCCGUCUACAUGCUCCUGGCCCAGGAGAACCUGAAGCACUUCCUUGAGAUGUGCUACAAGAUGGACAUCAAUGGGGGACACUUGCCGAACAUGCGAGUGCGGAGUACGUGUGGGGACACGUACUGCAGCAAGGCAGGCCGCCGCUUCACAGGGCAGGCCCUGGAGAAGUUCGUCAUCAUCGACUGUGAGCAGGUGGUGGCGGGAAGCUACAGCUUCACCUGGCUUUGCAGCCAGGCCCACACUAGCAUGGUGCUACAGCUGAGGGGCCGCAUCGUGGAGGACUUUGACCGGGAGUUCCGUUGUCUCUAUGCUGAGUCUCGACCUGUGGAGGGCUUCUGUGGUGGUGAAGACUCCCUGUCUCCCCUAGCACCGUGCCCUCCCCCAGUGGCCUUAGCCGUUGGGCCCAGAAUUUCAAGCCCCACAUCCUCAUCGCCCUCCAGCACCAGCCUCAGCAGCAUCAAGUGCUCACCGCUCACGGGCCGUUCCUCCUACCUCGCUCUACCAGGAGCCGGUGGCUGCAGUGACAUGGGUAUAGGGUCCUCAUCCCAGGGGCCUGUCCGCCGUGAAGCCAAUGGCCAGCCUUCUCUGCAACGCCAGCUGUCAGACCCUAACCAUGGCUCUCCGUCAGGGCCCUAUAGGGCCAACCUGGGCAAGCUGGGGGCAUCCCCAUGGUCCCAAUCCUCCCCUGCCCUCAACCAGAAUAAUGCCAGCCCCCUGACCCUGGCAGUCGGAUCACCUCUGUUUCCUCGUCCUCGCCCCCUUCUCUCCUUCUCUCGGGGUGUCCCAGCCUUGGCCCGGCUUCCGGAGAACGGGCUCCCAGGAGGCCAGGAGCCUAGCCCCUCACGAGGUCGCUGGAUACCUGGCACAGCCCUGGAAAUGGUGGAGGAGAAGAAAGUGUCUCUGAGUCAGAGCCAUGGCCAACUGGAUCUCCUCAUCCCCUUUCCCAGAGCCCGAGAAACAGGGGGCCCUGGUUCUGGUAUUAACCUCAACUCUGGCUCCUUUCGAUCUGGUGAGCAGGCCCUAGAGGACAGGAGGUUGUCCCCAAGUCAGAGAUACAGCCAGCUGGAUCUCUUGCCCCAGGCCCAGAACACUGGGGAUGCCCUUAAGUCAGGUUCCUCCAGACCUGGUGAUCACACUCCAGAGGACAAAAGGCUACCCCCAAAUCACAGCCAUGGCCAAUUGGACCUCCUGGUGCAGUACCCCAAGCCUGGGGGCUCCAAAGUGUCCUCCGAAGCCAACUCUUCAACCAGACCCGGCAAACUGGGUUCAGAUGAGCGACAGCAAACUCUGGGCCAUAGCCAGCUGGACCUCAUCACAAAAUUUGGCCCAUUCCGUGGUGAGGGGCCGGGGCCCAAUGGUCUCCCCAGACUGAGCCCUGUUCAAAAGGCUACAGUGAGUUCUGGGGAUGAGAAGUGGCUGACCCUGGGCCACAGCAAGCUGGACCUCAUCACCAAGUAUCAUCAGUUGCAGGGCACCAGGCAGGGAUCUGAGCCUGGGUUCCCUGCAGGGCCCACAGGUGGCCACCGCAGUGGCGGUAGCAAUGGCCUGCUUGGGGAUGAGAAACGGCGGACCCUGGGCCACAGCAAACUGGACCUCAUCACUAAGUACAACAAGUCGAAGUUCAAGCUACUCCGAAGCCGCUUUGAGUCAUAG